This is a messenger RNA of Talaromyces atroroseus, 2862 nucleotides long. RefSeq lists its product as hypothetical. NCBI's taxonomy places the organism in Eukaryota, Fungi, Ascomycota, Eurotiomycetes, Eurotiales, Trichocomaceae. Gene Ontology annotation, biological process: endonucleolytic cleavage to generate mature 5'-end of SSU-rRNA from (SSU-rRNA, 5.8S rRNA, LSU-rRNA); endonucleolytic cleavage in 5'-ETS of tricistronic rRNA transcript (SSU-rRNA, 5.8S rRNA, LSU-rRNA). The transcript has 3 exons. Gene Ontology annotation, cellular component: 90S preribosome; small-subunit processome; nucleolus. The record is from RefSeq and is a predicted model, not a curated record. Bases 1 to 2862 code for a protein of 953 amino acids. Gene Ontology annotation, molecular function: protein binding; U3 snoRNA binding.
AUGUCGAAAAUCAAUGCCAAAACCACAUUCGAGGCGUCGCGCACACUGCACCCUAUAUAUACUGGCGGGAGCACCUCGUUAGACGCCAGCGGCCGCAUUCUUGCAACAUGUGUCGGGGAAGAUGCGCUUAUUGUGGAUCUCACCACGGGCGAUCAGUUGGCCAGUAUUGAAGGUGAUGGAGAGAUUAUUACUAGCUUAGCAAUCACGCCGUCGGCAUCCCACGUUGUUGUUUGUUCACGAUCUAUGUCCAUGCGCUUUUACUCAUUGACGCCUUUCGAUAUUCACGAAAAGAAAAGCAUUGACACUACUUUUAUAAGAAGCGUCAAAGCUCAUACUUCUCCUGUUGUCACCACAGCCGUCGAUUCUACUGGCACCCUCUUGGCUACUGGCGGCGCCGACGGAUCGAUCAAGAUCUGGGAUAUCAGGGGUGGAUAUAUCACACAUACAUUCCACGGGCAUGGAGGUGUCAUAUCUGCUCUUUGUUUCUUCGAGGCUAUUACAAACGUGAAUGAUGGGGCCAGGUCCCAGCGAAGGGAUAAGAAGCCAGAGAAUUCUGAAACAUCGAGGACGAUUCGCUUAGCAUCAGGUGAUGAAGAGGGUAAAGUACGAGUUUGGGACUUGCACAAAAAGAAGUCAAUUGCUUCUUUGGAAUCACACGUUUCAGUGGUGCGAAGUUUGUCGUAUUCUCCUGUUGAAAACGUGCUUCUUUCGGCUUCCCGGGAUAAAACAGUAAUUAUCUGGGAUUCUCGCACGUGGAAAACGCGCCGCAUAAUUCCAAUUCUAGAAAGUAUAGAGUCUGCAGGGUUUAUUUCCGAUACUAGUCUCUGCUUCACUGGUGGAGAGAGAGGUGUAUUGCGCAUCUGGGAUACGAACAGAGGCGGGGAAAUUAUUCAGGAACAAGAAGAAGGUUCCGACACUGACGCUAUUGUCGCGACACAAUAUUCUUCAGAUUUACCGUUCGUGGUUACUGUCCAUGCUGAUCAGACAUUGCGGCUACACUCCAUCGAUGCUCUGAACGACUACAAGCCAGGGUCCUCAUUAGAGCCCCUGCCAGUGAUAAGGCGAAUCUCGGGGAAUGACGAUGAAGUCAUCGACUUGGCUUAUAUUGGCCCAGAGAGAUCACUGCUGGCGAUGGCAACGAAUACAGAAAGCAUCCGUGUCGUGUCUAUCGCAGCUCCUAAACAAGGCAGCCAAGGCGACGGAGAGAACGAUGGCUUUUUUGGUGCAGACGUUACUUAUCUAGAGGGACACGAUGAUAUUAUUAUCUGCCUAGAUGUUGACUGGUCUGGCUACUGGCUUGCAACUGGUGCAAAAGAUAACACAGCUCGUCUUUGGCGCCUUGACCCUGAAACCUCGUCAUACACCUGUGCGGCUAUUUUGACUGGCCAUGCUGAAUCAUUGGGAGCAAUUGCUCUUCCAAGAGCUCCUCCCCCAGUUGGAUCAAAGGCAUACAACGACCCAUCAAACCAUCCUCCGGCGUUUCUCUUCACGGGUUCUCAGGACCGAACUAUCAAAAAAUGGGACACUGCUAAAUUGGGGUCGCAAUCGUCCUCCGUAAAAGCAGCAUAUACCAGAAAAGCCCACGAAAAAGAUAUAAAUUCAUUGGACGUGAACUACACAGCGACCCUUUUUGCUUCAGCUUCUCAAGACCGCACUGUGAAGAUUUGGUCCGCAGAAGAUGGAUCAGUAGUUGGUAUUCUUCGCGGCCAUAAACGAGGCGUAUGGUCUGUCAGGUUUUCGCCUCGCGACAUGCCUAUUAUAAGUUCCAAUGCUGGGACGAGCACGAGUCGUGGAUUGGUCGCAACAGGCUCAGGUGACAAGACUGUCAAAAUCUGGAACUUGGCAGACUUUAGUUGCCUUUUCACAUUUGAGGGCCACACAAACAGCGUUCUCAAAGUGAUUUGGCUACCUCCUUCACAGUUGUCGUCUGAUAAUGAUACAGACGAUGCUGAUGCCAAAACUGUAACGCGUCCACUCCUUGCCUCUUCCGCUGCUGAUGGCCUAGUAAAGAUUUGGUCUCCUUAUAGCGGCGAAUCCGAGGCCACAUUGGACAAUCACACAGACCGAGUUUGGGCUCUUGCUUGUCCCACACCUUCGGGUUCACGAUCAGAUGUCAAGUCCCCAUCAAUCUCACCAUUCUCUCUAGUUUCAGGGGCUGCCGAUUCGACCGUUACUUUCUGGACUGACACAACCUCGGCCACACUUACUGCAGCAGUGUCGGCUAAUUCCGCCCGCAUUGAGCAAGACCAACAGCUCCAGAAUUAUAUCCGUACCGGUGCUUACAGAGAAGCUAUCACACUUGCCCUUCAGCUCAAUCAUCCCGCUCGAUUACUAUCGUUAUUCACCGCCGCUAUCGAAGAGGUCGAUGGAAACUCGGCCAAAAAAGAAGACGGCGACAACAUCAGCAGCCCAACGUUAACUGGAAAUAGCUCCGUGGACACAGUUCUGCAGUCGCUAGACAAAGAUAACCUAUACAUGUUACUUCUUCGUCUCCGUGACUGGAACACAAAUGCACGCACAGCAAAGGUCGCUCAACGCAUUCUAUACACUCUAGUCCGGUCAUACCCAGCUUCAACAUUCAUUGAACUGGCCAAUCGCCCUCCUCCAGCAGCUGCUGCGCAGGGCAAACGAGGCCAGAAAGAUGCUAGCAAGAUCUCUCUAAAAGAAGUUUUCAGUGCUCUGUCGUCAUACACUGAUCGACAUUAUCGGCGCGUUGAAGAGCUGGUUGAUGAGAGUUACCUUGUUGAAUGGAUUCUUGAUGAAAUGGAAGGUGGUAUGGGUCUAGUUUCGGGCUUGUCUGGUGACAAAAAAGAUGUUACUGGUGAUGGGCAUGAAGAAGAUGUUACUAUGCUGGGGGCAUGA